This is a messenger RNA of Colletotrichum siamense, 957 nucleotides long. It is a transcript of the gene ASG1-5, whose product is annotated as Activator of stress genes 1. Bases 1 to 957 code for a protein of 318 amino acids. NCBI's taxonomy places the organism in Eukaryota, Fungi, Ascomycota, Sordariomycetes, Glomerellales, Glomerellaceae. Gene Ontology annotation, molecular function: DNA binding; zinc ion binding. The record is from RefSeq and is a predicted model, not a curated record. The transcript is spliced from 4 exons. Gene Ontology annotation, biological process: DNA-templated transcription.
AUGUUUUACACUCACGAGCGCACCCACCUUGACACUUUCGACUACUGCAUGUUCUACCUUGCAAUUUCUAUAGGAGCUCUCAGUGACAGAGACGGGACAUCUAAACCAUGCGGAGAUGGCGAUGAGCUCUAUUCUACCUGCUACCGACAAGCCUGGUCCAUAAUGCUGGACUCGCUCGCAGCCCCAUGCGAAGCCUCGAUACAGAUUUUACUACUUCACGUCGUAUAUCAACUUUACUUCGGUAGGUGCGGAAUUGCAUGGGUGUUUUGCGGCCUUGCAGUCCGCAUCGCACAGUCUCUAGGGUUGCACCAGAGAAAUCCACCAGAUGUUGGGUUUUCCGAGCGCCGCCGCGCCAUUCGCACCCGCCUGUGGUUCUUGACUUUUGGUCUCGAUGCGAACCUAUCACUGUCUCAAGGGCGCUCACCUGGGACGUCAAGCGAAGUAUUCGAAAAGUUCAUGGUCAUUGACCACCAACCCUUCACCGAGCUCGAGGCCAGUCCCGGGUUCCUCGAUAUCGUUCAGUGGUGGUACUUGUUGCACCAAAUUCAGAAUCAAUUCUGUUUUGUGAUGCAAUCGGACUGCUCAGCUGUUGCUAGGCUUCAGAGAAUUUCUCAGGUGGACCACCGCCUAGCAACAUGGAAAGAGGGUUUACCGGUUGCUUGUCGCCCAGAAGGUGUGGUAUUGUCGCCGAUGGAUACCCACCCACACGUCUUCUUGCUUCACAUAGACUAUUACAACUUUCUUCGUACAAUCCACUUGUCGAUCGUCGUCAUGAGAUCGGCGUUCUGCAACUCAGAAGAACCUGAGCCUUUGAGGUUUCAGGCGAGCGAGGCCAUACGUGUUGAAGCUGCGAGAUCUUUCAUCAAGGCCCUGAACAACAUGGGAGAGACGAAUGUCAAGACGCAUACUCUUCUGUACGUUCAUUCUACGGCUUCUAGCUGCCUAGUGAAGAUCUAA